GGGCGCGCGCGCUUACACGCACACACGCACCGUGCUGGCUGGCUGGCCCGGUGGAUGUACCACGUCUUGCAGGUCGGAAUCACUGGCCCAGUACGCUCAGGGAGUCGGCAUUCGACCUGUCAAGUGAGGUGUAUCUUGCGAAUGAAUGAUACUGAAGGCUCUGCACGUCAUGAACCAACUGAUAUUCAAGCUACCGGCCAUAUGAAACACUGCUGCUCAUUCUCUAUAUCAAGUCUUCGUAUGUUCCAACGGGCAAGGAUACCAAUUUUUGACCAAGAACUCUAACGGGGCAAGCCAGAUGGAGGCCGAAGACGAACGAUCGGGGCUCCACCGCAUGGGCAGCAUGGCCGUCACCUUGGCCAUCGUGCCGCUGGUGGUGGGCUUUGCCACGGAGCACUGGCUGGAGGCCGACAUGCGGUCUGUUGGUCUUUGGAAGUUCUGCAACGACGUGGCCUGCCGACCCCUCCAGUCAGACGACGUGCCAGACUGGUACAACGUGGUGCGGGCGCUGGCCGUGAUGGGGUUGUGUCUGCACCUGGUGUCGGUGGUCACGGGCUUCUGCUGCACGGUGCUGGGCGGCCACGAGCUCUUCACACUCUCCAUCGUGCGGCGACUGGAGGAGAUGUCCGCUGUCAUCGCCGCUGGACUGAUCGGAGCUUGCCUGGGCGUCUUCAUGCAGUCCUCAGGAGAACAUCCAGUCUUCAAGACUUUUGUGUUCGGCUGGUCCUUCUGGUCCUGCGUGACUGCCAUCUGCCUGCUCGCCCCGUCCAGUGUGGUGAUCGCCCUUGCGCGAGACGACUGUGUGUGGUGGCGCCACUGUGAGAGAAGAAAAACUGUAGAGAAGCACAAGAUGUCUCUCUCCACGGAGGUAGAGUCAAUGUGUUCGGCGAGUCUGACCAUGAAGAGUCCUGCUGCCGGAGACAACCGUGGAUACGUUUCUCUUCCCAAGCAGAAUUUUCUCCAUGAACUGAAGUCAUCUGACGGUGUGAAGUGGUUCCAUUCUCUCGAAAGCAUUUCUUGUCAAUCAUCUCCAACAGAGAAUCUGAUCAGGAAGGAUGCUAGUCUAGUUUAGGACAUGAUGAUGAUACUUUGAACAAGGUAUUGGCAGCGGCCUUGGUUAAGACUAUACUGAAAUGUCUGGACAAAAGCACAAAACACAUGAACAGGGGCCCAGAAUGAACAUAGAAGUUUGCAGGGGGCAUGUAAGCACACAUAUAUACAAAAGGAGAAACGUGGAUAUACACAGACAAACACAUAAUACUUAAAUACAUCCUUGCAUCAAGAACGUAUUGAAUCUUUGUGUAGAAAUUCAGAUGUGAGAAUAGGGAAGUAAUAAUACACAUAGAUACUGGUAGAACAAGUGAGGGAAUGGCCUGUCUGUAGUAUUAACCUAUUUUAAAUUGUUCUUUUCAUUGAACAGUGAUUUUGUUUUACACCUAUGUAACCUGCCUCUCGUCAACAUCAGUCGUAUUUAACCAUUGAGCUCAUCGUGAUACUGAUCUCCUUGUAAUCAUGCAAGUGAACGCCAACACGCUCAGCACUUGCAAACUAAUACUGUCUGUCUGUCUGUCUGUCUGUCUGUCUGUCUGUCUGUCUGUCUGUCUGUCUGUCUGUCUGUCUGUACAUAUGUUAUUGUGCCAUAAUGUGAUCAUUCACACACACACACAAAGCAUGGUCUUCUAUCUGUGCGUGUUUGUGAGCAUGAUCACAUGGAUCUUUGGCCGAAAGUUGAAAGGUCAAAGAAAUAUCUUAAUUGCAGGUUUUGAAUGUGUCUGCUCUGUACCUAGUCAAGUGUUGCUGUAUGUCGUUUGCUCUGUGACAUUCCGACUUCUAAUAAGAGCAGCAGCUGGUGUGCUGAGAUGCUGGCCAUUGCCUUGAUAAUAAAGAUGUAAUGCAGCCAUA
This is a messenger RNA of Pomacea canaliculata, 1902 nucleotides long. RefSeq lists its product as uncharacterized. The transcript has 6 exons. Gene Ontology annotation, cellular component: plasma membrane. The record is from RefSeq and is a predicted model, not a curated record. NCBI's taxonomy places the organism in Eukaryota, Metazoa, Mollusca, Gastropoda, Architaenioglossa, Ampullariidae. The coding region runs from base 299 to 1072 and encodes 257 amino acids.